GGUCUAGUUUAUGUGUACGUAGACAAGUUCGAGCAAUUCGGCCACACAUCUCUGAACCGCGAUCCAUCUCUGGAAUUUAGCCUACUGUCUGCAUUUGACAUCUGAAAGUAGGUAAUUUUCAAUAGACAAAAACCAAAACAAGCUUAAAUCAUGGUGGCAAAACAGAGAAUACGCAUGGCCAACGAGAAACACAGCAAAAACAUCACGCUAAGAGGCAAUGUGGCCAAAUCCACGAGAAAUCCAGGUGAUGACAAGGUGGCAGUGGGACCGUGGCUGUUAGCUUUAUUCAUCUUUGUCGUCUGCGGAUCAGCAAUCUUCCAGAUCAUUCAGAGCAUUCGAAUGGGAAUGUAAUAUCAGGACUCCUAACACCAUUGCCUGUAUCCAGCAUUCCUCUACACAUCAAGUGGUUUCAUGGUCCUUCACAAGACCAAAGAUGAUCAACUACCUACCAUCAGUCCAUUCCUUCUUCCAAUUAUUAUUUUCCCCUCUUUGGCAGCACCAAACUGAGUUGGGAGUUUCACUUACACAUAUCUUGAAGGCAGAUAAAUGUAAUUGGUUACCUUGAUGGAGAAGGCAGAGCUUAAAAGCUUAGGUCCCAAGUUAGUCAAUUGAAAUUUACAUUUUAAACAGUUAAGUAAUCUCAGAGCAUUCAGCCUGUUCAAAAUGCAAGUUCUGCCAUCUCCAUUGAGUUAACCAAUCACAUUAUUUUCAUGCCUGGGACAGAUCUGCCUUCAAGACAUGUUUUAUGUAAAACACCCACAUGCAUGUCAUGCCAAACAGGGUAAGCACAUACUUGUCAUCUUUGCCUUGUGCCUUACAUAAAUCGAUCAAAUGCAAAUAUAGACUGGUGUCACGUCUACAUUGAGAAAGAAAGCCAUGCACUGUUCCAUCAUAAUACAUUCCAAAACUGCUGAGUUACAGACAAUUGCAUAACCACAGAGCUGUGCUGUAUGGAUGAUCUUUUACAUUUUUGGUGCUGUGUCUUUGAUCAACUCUUAAGUACUCAUUUGAAUCCUUUGCAUUGUAAAAUAAUUAAUUGAAAGUUUUUGCAAGUUAUGUUGGUUCAGGGAACUACAUAUGUGUUGGUUUGAAGUGCCAAAAUGAAAUGGUGUGAAUGUUUGACAUCCACCGGAGUUAUAAAUUGUCCUUUAAGUAUAAAUUCCAGAAUACAAAAGCAUGGUGACUUCAUUCUAGAAAUGAACUUUUCAUUUGUCUUGGUUGCGCGAAGCCAAUAUCUGUUGUAUUAUACACUUUUAUUAUAAUUAAUACUAUGUGAUGCCUUUUCUGAUUCUAUUGUCAUUUUCUUUAGUAAGCAAAAGUAAAUGAAGGUCUUUUGAAUCAGAAGAUUUAAAAGGAACGAAAUGUCUGGCUGGGCUACAACUAUAUGUAGCUUACAUGAUUCCAUCUAUGUUUCCCUAAACAAAUCUCUAAAACAAAUUAAAAAAAUUAAAAAUGUG
This is a messenger RNA of Esox lucius (northern pike), 1457 nucleotides long. Its product is annotated as stress-associated endoplasmic reticulum protein 1. The record is from RefSeq and is a predicted model, not a curated record. Gene Ontology annotation, biological process: endoplasmic reticulum unfolded protein response. Gene Ontology annotation, cellular component: endoplasmic reticulum. The coding region runs from base 151 to 351 and encodes 66 amino acids. The transcript has 3 exons. Lineage: Eukaryota; Metazoa; Chordata; Actinopteri; Esociformes; Esocidae.